AUGGAGUUUGAUCUUGAUGACCCUCUGCCACCUUCCAAUGAAAACUUCCCCUCACUGUUUAAAAUGGAGAUUGAUCAAAUGCCCUCCAAGACUUAUUCUCAGGCCUUCACCUCACAAGGUUCUUCUAACCUCUCUGUUCGCCGUGAAAUCGUGGACUCAAUCUCUCGUUUUUCGAGUCAAUUCAACCCGUUUUUGACGUAUCUUGCUGUUAACUACAUGGACCGAUUUCUUUCAACUCGUUCGAUACAGGAUGGAAAACUGUGGAUUUUUCGGCUAGUGGCAAUUGCUUGCGUCUCGUUAGCACUGAAAAUGAGGAAAACAGAGUUCUCUGUUUCUGACCUUAUGCAAGAUGGAGGCUUCAUGUUUGAUUCGGCCACGAUCCAACGGAUGGAAAUGCUUAUUCUCGGAGCUUUAAAAUGGCGCAUGAGAUCUGCAAAUCCAUUUUGUUUUUUGAACUAUUUCAUUACAUUCUUCAGGUCCAACGAUAAGCCUCCUGUCGAGCAAUUGAAGCAAAGGGCCACCGAGAUUAUCUUGAAAGCGCAAAACGACGUCGAAAUGCUCAAGUUCAAGCCGUCAAUUAUCUCAGCUUCGGCCCUUCUGUGUGCCGUUAAUGAUCUGUCCCCAGUUCAGUUCUCAUCCUUUAGAAAUGCUGUUGGCAGCUGUUCUUAUGUAGAUAAGGAGGAUUUUCUGCUGUGUUAUGAACAAAUACAAGAAGUAGCAAGUGAAGGUUACGAGUCGUUGUGGGCCCGGACAUCGAGCUCCUGCACACCGGUUAACGUGCUGGACGUGCACGCUUUGAGCUCUUCGAUUUCAAGCUCGAAAAGCAAAUAA
Striga hermonthica is the source of this 831-nucleotide messenger RNA. NCBI's taxonomy places the organism in Eukaryota, Viridiplantae, Streptophyta, Magnoliopsida, Lamiales, Orobanchaceae. The record is from the annotation of a GenBank genome assembly.